Engraulis encrasicolus (European anchovy) is the source of this 1820-nucleotide messenger RNA. RefSeq names its product arrestin domain-containing protein 3-like. Gene Ontology annotation, biological process: protein transport. The transcript is spliced from 7 exons. Gene Ontology annotation, cellular component: plasma membrane; cytoplasm. Bases 41 to 1450 code for a protein of 469 amino acids. The record is from RefSeq and is a predicted model, not a curated record. Lineage: Eukaryota; Metazoa; Chordata; Actinopteri; Clupeiformes; Engraulidae.
UGCUCUGCCAAAGUGAAGUGCUCUUCACUUUUUUUGCAAGAUGUCACAAACUGUUAAGAAGAUUUCGGUUACCUACGAUGCUAUCAAUGCGAGCAACACCUUCACUUGUGGAGACAUCAUAAAUGGACGGGUUACAGUUGAAAUAGCCAAAGACACAAAGAUUGAGUCGUUUCGGAUUAAAUUCAAAGGGAAAGCACAAGUGCGGUGGACAGAGCAUGACCAUCAUGGUCAUCAUCAUCAUCAUCAUGGGCAUGCUGGCCAUCAUCAUCACGGUGGCCAUACGCGCACAUACUAUGACAAGGAGAAAUACUUCAAGCUGGAGCAGUUUUUUAUACGAGAAGUCAAGGGAAAUGACAUUUGUCCUGUUCUGAGAAAUGCUGCUGGAGAGCCUUAUUGUGAUGUCGUUGCCCCAGGAACUCAUGUGUAUCCAUUUACAUUCCAGUUCCCUCAGCAGAAUCUCCCACCGUCUUUUAAAGGAUCCGUUGGCUUUAUCGCCUACACCUUGGAGGCCAAACUGAGCAGGUCUAUGCGACUUUCCAGCACAGACAAGGCAGAGCUUAAGUAUGAACCAGGGCCAGACCUGACCAUUCCUGGUCUAAUGGUGCCUCAACAUGGGACCAAAGACAAAAAAAUGAAGUUGUUUACCUCUGGAAAUAUUGCAUUUAGUGUCACCACGGAGAGAAUGGGCUUCUCUUUGGGAGAACAGAUGAAAGUCGUGGCCGAAGUCCAGAACAACUCAUCUCGGGACCUCAAGCUGAAGUACUGCUUUUACAAGAAGACCAGCUUCUUCGCCCAGAACCACAGGAAGAUGCACACGGAAGACAUACUCAAAGAGGAAGGAGAGACCGUCGAAGAGAAGAAACAACAGACCGUGACCAAGAUCGUCCCCCUGUCUCCCCCCCUCACCGCCUCUGUCCUCAACUGCAGGAUCAUAAAGGUGGAAUACAGAAUUAAGGUCUACCUUGACGUUCCCUAUUCUUCAGACCCAGAGGUCAAAUUACCCAUUGUCGUCCUCCCUGCUACGUCACCCAGUGGAAGUGGAAAGGCUGCACAACCACCAGCAGCACCCUCCUUUGGAUUUGAGGGUGGGUGGAACCCAAACCAGCCAGGACUCAACACCACCCCCUAUGUUUCACCUCAACCAGCAUGGAAUAGUGCCAUCCCACCGGCUGGGCCCCAACCGUAUGGGCCUCAACCAACAUGGCCGGGCAUGCUGCCCCCCAAUGCUGCUCCACAAGUAUGGAACCAUGCGCCACCCCCUGGGCCUCAACCUGCAUGGAAUACCAUGGCCCCCGGCAGCGCCCCUCCGGGAACAUGGAGUGGUGCCCCCCAAAAUGCCCCUCCGGGAGGGUGGAAUAACGCCCCGCUAGCUGCACCUCCCCCUGCCUAUGGCGCACUUUACCCCACCGUCCAGGAUUCCUCAGAGACCAAGAAAUCUGAUUUGCUGUGAUGAGGCUUUUUCACCAUAAUGUUAGGUUGGCUAAGUUCCGUUUUGAAGAGAAGCAGGUAUACUACCGGGUUUGAGGCAGAAAACAUUGUCAUCUCAGCUAUAUGUCUACAAGUAUGUUACUAUUGGAUGGAGCUUACAGUACACAUGUGUCACUACUUUGAUGCAUCGAAAUCUGACGUGAUCUCACGUCAUGUGAAAAUGGGAAAAUGGCCCGUUGUCAACUUGAGACGUUACCUUUGUUUGUGGCAUCUGGGAAUAAUAAGGAUAACGAUGACUGGAAAUGUUCCACACCAGCAACAACGGAACAAAAUAUAAUGGAGAGAAUUCCUUGCUGAAAUCUUUGAUCAUGGUUUCGCAUUUGUUUGCAAGU